Molecule: messenger RNA, 5124 nt
Organism: Mus caroli (Ryukyu mouse)
Lineage: Eukaryota; Metazoa; Chordata; Mammalia; Rodentia; Muridae
Source: RefSeq, a predicted model, not a curated record
GCACGCAGGCGCAGUGCGCACGCCGGCUGAGCUGGGUCUCGCGGCUCUGUGCGCGGCAGCGGAGAGCGAGGCCUGGUGAGCGCCGCCGUGGUGCGCGCCGGCUGGUCAAGGUUGUGCGCAGAAGAGGCGCAGCGGGCGGGCCAAGAGCGAGCGUCUCCCUCUUCGUAGUGGCACCGGGACCGGUCGCCUGGAGCCGAAAUCAUGUCCACACCAGGAAAAGAGAACUUUCGCCUGAAAAGUUACAAGAACAAAUCUCUUAAUCCUGAUGAGAUGCGCAGGAGGAGGGAGGAAGAAGGACUGCAGCUACGGAAGCAGAAAAGAGAAGAACAGUUAUUCAAGAGAAGAAAUGUUGCUACAGCAGAAGAAGAAACAGAAGAAGAAGUUAUGUCUGAUGGUGGCUUUCAUGAGGCCCAGAUAAAUAACAUGGAGAUGGCACCAGGUGGUGUCAUCACCUCUGACAUGACUGAUAUGAUAUUCUCAAAUAGCCCAGAGCAGCAGCUCUCUGCAACACAGAAGUUUAGGAAACUACUUUCAAAAGAACCUAAUCCUCCAAUUGAUGAAGUCAUCAACACACCAGGAGUAGUGGCCAGGUUUGUGGAGUUCCUCAAACGAAAAGAAAAUUGUACACUGCAGUUUGAAUCAGCUUGGGUCCUGACAAAUAUUGCUUCAGGAAACUCUCUUCAGACCCGGAAUGUGAUUCAGGCAGGAGCUGUGCCCAUUUUCAUCGAGUUGCUUAGCUCAGAGUUUGAAGAUGUCCAGGAGCAGGCAGUCUGGGCUCUUGGCAACAUUGCUGGAGAUAGUACCAUGUGCAGGGACUAUGUCUUAAACUGCAAUAUCCUUCCUCCUCUUCUGCAGUUAUUUUCAAAGCAAAACCGCUUGACCAUGACCCGGAAUGCAGUAUGGGCUUUAUCUAAUCUCUGUAGAGGGAAGAGCCCACCUCCAGAAUUUGCUAAGGUUUCUCCCUGUCUGAAUGUCCUUUCUUGGUUACUGUUUGUCAGUGACACUGAUGUACUAGCUGAUGCUUGCUGGGCUCUCUCAUACCUGUCAGAUGGACCCAAUGAUAAAAUCCAAGCAGUCAUCGAUGCAGGAGUCUGCAGGAGGCUUGUGGAACUUCUGAUGCAUAAUGAUUAUAAAGUGGUUUCUCCUGCUUUGCGGGCUGUGGGAAACAUUGUCACAGGGGAUGAUAUUCAGACACAGGUAAUUUUGAAUUGCUCAGCUCUUCAGAGUUUAUUGCAUCUGCUGAGUAGCCCAAAGGAAUCUAUCAAAAAAGAAGCAUGUUGGACAAUCUCUAAUAUUACAGCUGGAAAUCGGGCACAGAUCCAGACGGUGAUAGAUGCUAACAUGUUCCCAGCUCUUAUUAGUAUAUUGCAAACAGCAGAGUUCCGGACAAGGAAGGAAGCUGCUUGGGCCAUCACAAAUGCAACUUCUGGAGGAUCAGCUGAGCAGAUCAAGUACCUAGUAGAACUGGGUUGUAUCAAGCCACUCUGUGAUCUCCUCACUGUCAUGGAUGCAAAAAUUGUACAGGUUGCUCUAAAUGGCUUAGAAAACAUCCUGAGGCUUGGAGAACAAGAAGCCAAACGAAACGGCUCANGCAUUAAUCCUUACUGUGCUUUGAUUGAGGAAGCAUAUGGUCUGGAUAAAAUUGAGUUCUUACAGAGUCAUGAAAACCAGGAGAUCUAUCAAAAGGCUUUUGAUCUUAUUGAGCAUUACUUUGGGACGGAAGAUGAGGACAGCAGCAUCGCACCCCAGGUUGAUCUUAGCCAGCAGCAGUACAUCUUCCAGCAGUGUGAAGCUCCUAUGGAAGGUUUCCAGCUUUGAAGCAAUCCUCUCCUUCUUGUUCCUGUGUCAGACCAGGCUAUCCAGUCAAGUCCUCUUGUGGAGCCCACAGUCCUCAUGGAGCUAAUCUCUCAAAUGUUUUCCAUAAUACUGUUUGCGCUCAUUUGCUUGCCUUGCGCACCUGCUCUCUUACACACAUCUGGAAAACCUCUGGCUCUCUGUGGUGGAAUACCCUUUUAUUACAAGGGUAACCAGAACGGCCCACUCUCUUAUGGAAAAAUCCCUAAGCUUUGGAGAUCCGCACUUACAUUAGAGUCAUGGGAAUAUAUACACAUACUAAUGUGGCUCCCUUUUUUGUGGGGGAAAAAAGAGGACUCUUCCUCAUUCCGUAAAGUGGGGAAAAUGACAUUAAAAGAUAAAAUUAAAACCUUUAUCUUGAAUUUUACACAACUACAAGGGAGAUAUUUAGACUUGUGUAUACGUCAGAGUACUCUUCUCGAGUUCUUCCACAGUGAAUCAACCCUUGGAGUACCUGGUGGCUUUUUCUAGCCACAUUUGCAUUAAUCCUUAUUGAGAUGGGAUGGUUUUCUUUCCUCUAAUGGAGUCAUUUUCUUCAGAUAUUAAAGUUAAACCAUCCAAUCCCUCACCUUCAGCCUUCAGUGAAUGUGCUUCUAGUUGUCAGGAAUGCUGAAGAAUUAACACUUUGACUUUUAAAUGUGAUCCUGGCUUGGCAGAUUUCCUUAAAGCAGGAAGGAGAGAAGCAUAUACUAGUUUGUAUGGCUUUUGCUUCUCUUUGGUUUUGUUUCUUAGGAUUUGGAAGUGGUUCAGUUUUAACGCUGGUAUGAAGGCUAAAAGUCCUUAAGUAAAACCAUGUUCAAAAAUUCAAUUAAAGACUAAGAACAUAAAACCCAUCAUUUUGUUUAAACCAGUGUGACUAGAGGCUGUGUUUCUGCAUUACAAAAGAUCCUCAGGCUUUGUGGUCCUGAUCAAGGUCCUGGUAAAUUGGAGUUCACCCUAGGUGCUUUUCCUCUUUGUGACUGGCAGAUAACGCAUAUUUAAAUGUUACUUAGGGAUUUUUUUUUCCUUUGUUGAGUGCAGCUCGAUUCUAAUGUAAUCAUGCUGCAUACAUGCUCUUGCAGUGCAGCAUCCUUAUCUUUAAGAGCAUACUAGUCUCCUCAGUGUGACCUCUAGACUAAAGGGCAGUGAUCCAAUAACCUCAGUAUCCCCUGUGUUUAUUUCAUCUCCUACUAGUACCCUACCCUAGGAAGAACAUGCCCACCUCCUGCUUAUUUAAUGAUGACUGUAAUGUACCUGCAAAUGGNGCUUCCAGUACUGUGUUCACUGACAUUUGUGCUUGGACUAGAAGGGGAAAGAAACAAGAAAAAAAGGAUAAUUGCCAAGAGAACUGCAAAUGAGUUCAAUGCGACUUCUCGGUGCUAGUUGGCCAUCUUGGCUCAAUGUUGGGACACACUGUAUCAGAGAGGAGUCUUUUUUUUUUUUCCCCAAUGAUAUUCUGUUCAAAAUGAAUUCUGAAGGAAAAGUUGCUCAUGUCUGUUUCAGAGCAUACCCUUUUAAAUCUUUUUAGACUACUCUUCUAGAAUUCAUCGUAACCCCAGAGUAGAUAAAAGCUAUCUAGAAGUUGCCCUGACAAGCUAUUGCACAUCUCUGGUAAAUCCUGCUGAAUGUAAGGAAUAUUCAGAGCUCUCAUACCUCAUCAUGAUGUUAUUUAAGCAGCCAACUUACACGACCUGAUUUACUUUGAAAAAUUUGUUUCAUUCAAACUAGAAAGUUCCAGAGACAAAGGACAUUUCUNAGCCAAGAGUGUGAUGCAUUCUUGCCCUAGUCUUUACUUGUGUCUGCUCUGGGAUGGAUGCCGUCUGAUGUCUGUUACCAAUGGAGCAGAUACACAAAACUAGUCAACUCCCGUCUGUCCUGUUGUUUUCUAGUGCUGCUUUGUGCUGAGAGAACAUGUUAGUUUACUGAACUUGACCUGUACAAGACUGAUUCUUUGUAAUUUUAGGGUUAAAUUAGGUGGUUAAUUUAAAGAUGAACUUUCAAUGUUGCCUUUACAUCACAUUACAGUAUCACUUCUUUGAGAAGGUAAUAGAAGCACUGAUUCAUAGUAAAAAUCUUGUUUUUAGCUUUGACUUUUCUUGUGGCUGAUUUCUUUUUAAAUUGUAAAUUACUGGUAACAUGUUAUUUCUAUAGAAUGUUUUAAAUUAUGUACCUUCUAUUGGAUAGUUAAAACCUUUGCAUCUUAUAAAGGAGUUUGAAUGAAAAGAAAUACAAAGCACACAGAAUUGUCACCCCACNUUACCAAGAGCAUACAGCUGGAACUUUUGUAGCAAUAUCAGGGUGGCCCAGUGAGUUCAGGUCCAUUAAUCAGUGUGAGCUCUUUUAUCUUAAGCCUGACCAGAAGUUCAUGAACUUUAAAUAUUCUGAANUUUGUUUUGAUAGUGAAAUGAUUGUUUCGGGGUAAACAUGGCACUCAGCUAAACACUAGCAAGUUCAGCUAAACGCUAGCAAGUUCAGCUACACCCUAGCAAGUUCAGCUACACCCUAGCAAGUUCAGCUAAACGCUAGCAAGUUCAGCUGUUCUGGAACCGAGUACUCACAGAGAAGACUUUGGUUUCUUAAUGCAAGGGGAGUCUUAGGGGUUACUUGUAAAUCCUAUUUUUAGUCUCUCACCUGGCAAAGCCUAUUAAUUUAAUCUUUUGAAUAUUUUUAUCAGAAAGGUGUUACUUAUUACAGAAGCAUGUUAGUAUUUAUAACACAAAACCUCUUAAGGAUUUUAGAUAGUGAUCAGGGCAAAAUGGCUUUGUUGUUUUCCUUCUCUGUCUCCUUCCAGACUUUCCAAGUAUGUAUUUUAUACUGAGAACUUUGAUUUUUAAAGAAGUAUUCGUUCAGAGAAUUUGAGAUGUAAAGGUACCUGGCAGUUGAAGCACCAGAAGGUAAAUAGAGUCGGGUGGAGAAACACCCAGAACAUACAGAUGCCAGGUACAGAGCACAGUUAGGAGACUUGGCUGUGGGACACGGGUUCUUGCCNCCAGUCAAAGCCAUCUUAGAUUGCCCUCAUUAGCCCACUGCUGGAAACUGCUGCACCAGGGUUGUUUCUUCCACACACCAGACUAAGCUGUUGGACUCCGGGUGUUUCUCAGCCUUACUGUCCUAUAAUAAAUCUGAAUUAUUCCAGUUGCUGCUGACUAUGCCUAAGAAAACAUAUGUAAGUAUAAUUUGUCAACCAAAUUCUGUUGUACAUGACUACCUACCGGCAACUUUGAUUGAUUUCUGUAGUGCUAAAUAAACAUUUCAGCUGUCUGACCCCAAACGUGGGGCUGUAUUGUAAAA